AUGAAGCGUUGUACCAGCGCAUUGGCUGCUAUAGCCUCUCCCUCUCCCGUCUUCCGUCAUACGUUCUCAGUAAGCUCGAGGCUGAGGCAGAUAGAAGAUGUCGGCACUCUGCCGGGGAGGGUGUUUCCAAGAUAUGAAGAGUCCGGAGGAAGUGAUUUACUUGCCUUGCAAUGGCCCGGGCCGCCCAGGAACAUCCUGUUGAUGAAGAAGAAGGGAGCUCCGGAAGUGACUCAGUCGGUGGUUGAAUUCGCAAACCAUAUAAAGUCGAACUAUGCACCGAUAUCAGUUAUCCUUGAACGAGACACGGCGGCCGAGAUACAUGAGUCCCUCCCGUUCCCGGUAUAUACCAACGUGUCGGAGGCAUCGAUGCCUCCGGAAAAGGUAGACCUGAUAGUGACGCUGGGCGGAGACGGGACGAUUCUACGGGCCUCGUCGCUCUUUGCGACGUCCAAGACGGUACCGCCGAUACUCUCCUUUAGCAUGGGCACGUUGGGCUUUUUGGGAGAGUGGAAGUUCUCAGAGUACAAAGGGGCGUUUCGAGAGGUAUACAUGUCUGGAGCUGGGGUUGGCGAGCGAGCACCUCUCCUUGAGAACGAAGGAGGAGAAGAAGAACAUACUGCUACUGGUGGUCUUACUACUGCUGCUGGUGGUGCAGGAGGGUGGUCGAGGCUACGGGGAAAAUCCAUGGGAACAUCUCGCAGCGCACGCAUCUUGGUCCGCAGCCGACUACGGGUAGGCGUGUUCACACCGGAGGGAGAAGCCGUGCACAGCAACGGGGUGACACUCACCUCGCCCAAGGAGGCCGACACAGGCGUCUACGCUAUGAACGAAGUGGUCAUCCACCGCGGCCGACAGGCACAUCUGGCCAUCGUCGAGGUGUUUGUUGGCGGCCGGUUCCUCACCGAAGCAGUCGCAGACGGGAUGAUCGUCGCAACACCCACAGGCAGCACGGCGUACAGUCUCUCGUGCGGCGGGAGCAUCAUCCACCCUCUCGUGUCUUCCCUGCUGCUUACACCGAUCUGUGCACGAAGUCUAAGUUUCCGGUCCCUGGUCGUGCCGUCCAGAACGCCGGUGACGCUCCGGCUGAGCGAGAAGAACCGUGGGCGGGAGGUGGAAGUCAGCAUCGACGGGGUGACGAUGGGACAGGGCCUGCGAGUGGGCAUGGAGGUGCGUGUUUGGGGCGAGGACAUCACGGUCGUCGACGGUGCCUGGCACGGCGGCGUGCCGUGUGUGAUGCGCAAGACCGUUGGUGCCGGCGGCGCUGCGGACGGCUGGGUAGGGGGUCUCAACGGCCUGUUGAAGUUCAACUACCCCUUUGGCUCGGAGUCUUGA
This is a messenger RNA of Nannizzia gypsea CBS 118893, 1332 nucleotides long. RefSeq names its product NADH kinase POS5. NCBI's taxonomy places the organism in Eukaryota, Fungi, Ascomycota, Eurotiomycetes, Onygenales, Arthrodermataceae. Gene Ontology annotation, biological process: NADP+ biosynthetic process; NAD+ metabolic process. Bases 1 to 1332 code for a protein of 443 amino acids. Gene Ontology annotation, molecular function: NAD+ kinase activity. The record is from RefSeq and is a predicted model, not a curated record. The transcript is spliced from 3 exons.